CAGGUGAAGAUCUCUUGGUGUCAAGGUGGAAAGGCGGAGGGAAGGAAUGUCCUGGUUCUUCUACACGGCUGGAUGGGUCAAAAGGCGGACUGGAAAUUGGUGAGCCAAAUCCUGAUGGAGGAGGGUUGUAGCAUUCUGGCACUGGAUUUACCUGGCCAUGGCGACACGCAGGUGGCGGAUGGAUCCUGGGAGGCAUCGGCGCUCUACAGCAUGCCUUUGCUGAUCGAGGUGUUGAAACAGAUCUUGGAUCAGUUGCAGUUGCAGAAGGUCAUCAUGGUAGGCUACUCCUUGGGUGGACGUGUAGCGAUGGGCUUUGCAGACAGCUAUCCGGAGCGUUGUGCGGCGUUGAUGGUUUUGUCUGCCAAUCCUGGUGUCCUGACAGAGGAAGAACGACAUCAGCGAUGGCUUUUGGACCAGCGACAUGCCAAGCAACUGACCCAGCAAACCUUUGAGGCCUUCCUGGACAGCUGGUAUGCAGCACCUCUAUGGGCAGGUUUGAAAGAGAGACGACCAGACGUCUAUUCGCAGAUGCUUGAGAAGAGGAGACAGACUCGUCCGCACUUAGCAGCACAUUCACUGCUGGGGCUCAGCCUCGCCUCCCAGCCGAACUUCCGGCCUCACUUGGGGCAACGCGUUCCCUUCUGGUAUGUUUUUGGUGAGCUGGACAGCAAGUUUGCUGAGAUCGGGAAAGACUUGGCAGCAUGUUCGUCUAAGGUCCAUUCCCUUCCAUGUGGUCAUGCUGUGGUAGAAGAAUGCCCCAGAGAGGUGGCCGAUUUGCUGUUAAGCCUGGUGAAGCAAUUGCCUUCUCCAUCUGCUCCAAAGGCCAAAGUUCUCCAACUCACGGCUGCCUGGACUGAGCCCAUUCAACUCUUGCUGAAGGCACCGCUGCUGCUGUCCAGAGGCGAUUUGAUGCCGCAACGCUCCGGGGUGCUGCUGGUCUUGCAGGCGCAGGUUGAUGGUGCGAAGAUGGCUGGUUUGGGUGAGGUGACACCUCUUCCAUUGUUUCACAAGGAGACUUUAGAUGAGGCAGAAAGCCAGUUGAACUACAUCUUGGCACAGUGGAAUAGCCGACCUCCAAAGGUGCCAUUCGACCUUGGUCGAUUGGAUGGUACUUUGACCAAGUGGUUGGACCAGCAGUGUACAGGCAACCUCUUACCAUCGGUGAGAGCAGGACUUGAAAUGGCCUUGCUCCACCUCUUACGGCGAGCACCCGAAGGUUGGCGGAGGCCGCAGCGUUCAGAUGUGAGUAUCAACAGCCUGCUGGCGCGGGAUGAAGAUCUGGCCGCGGAUACCGCGCUGGUGGCCAAGUUCAAAGUGGGCAAAGAGCCAUUGGAGGAUGCCGAGCGAACCAACCAGCUGGCGAAGCUGCUGCUGGAGAAACGACCGCAGGCCAGAUUACGGCUGGAUGCGAAUCGCUCCUGGAGCCUGGAGCAGGCCGCAUCUUUCAUUAGCAACCUCGACGAGCAAGCGUUGCAAAUCACUGAGUACUUGGAGGAACCAGUUCAGCAGAGCCCCCAACUGUUGCAGCACUGGGAGGUCUUAAGUGAGAAGACUGAAAGACGUUUGGCCUUUGCCGUGGACGAGAGCCUCACUGAGGGCAUCGUCAGCACGAAGGAUUUGGAGAGUUGCAAGGCGCCCAUCAAAGCCUUAGUGCUGAAGCCGUCUCUACAGGGCCUGGAGCAGACGGCGGCAAUGGCCAAGUGGGCAGACGAACAUGGUGCCGUGGCCGUCCUCAGUUCGGCCUUCGAAAGCGGUGUGGCUUUGUGCCAUUUCGCUCUGCUGGCCUCGAUGUUGG
Molecule: messenger RNA, 1795 nt
Organism: Cladocopium goreaui
Lineage: Eukaryota; Dinophyceae; Suessiales; Symbiodiniaceae
Source: the annotation of a GenBank genome assembly